AUGCAGUCCCUCGUCGCAAGGUGCGCUACGAACAACUUCAGGCGUGCAGCAGUGCGCGGCUUUGUGUCGUCUGCCGCGACACGUCAGGCAGUGCCGACGGAGAAGCCGGUCCUGAAUAAGGAGUUCAAGAUCUACCGCUGGAACCCAGAUCAGCCUGAGAAGAAGCCGGAACUUCAGUCCUACAACAUCAACCUGAACGAGUGCGGUCCAAUGGUUCUCGAUGCCCUCAUCAAAAUCAAGAACGAGAUUGACCCGACACUGACCUUCCGUCGGUCGUGUCGAGAGGGCAUCUGUGGUUCAUGCGCAAUGAACAUCAACGGCCAGAACACCCUCGCCUGCUUGUGCAGAAUUGAUCGAACUGAGAACAAGGACUCGAAGAUCUACCCUCUUCCGCAUAUGUACAUCGUCAAGGACCUCGUCCCGGAUCUGACACAGUUCUACAAGCAAUACAAGUCCAUCGAGCCGUACCUGCAGAACGACAACCCGCCCGCGCAGGGCGAAUUCUUGCAGUCGCCGGAGGACCGCCGCAAGCUCGACGGGAUGUACGAGUGCAUCCUGUGCGCGUGCUGCUCGACGUCGUGCCCGUCGUACUGGUGGAACCAGGACGAGUACCUCGGCCCCGCCGCGCUCAUGCAGGCGUACCGUUGGAUCGCGGAUUCACGUGACUCGUAUGGCCCGCAGAGGAAGGAAAAACUCCAGAAUGAGAUGAGCUUGUACCGCUGCCACACCAUUUUUAACUGCGCUCGUACCUGCCCGAAGGGACUCAACCCCGCCGAGGCCAUCGCGAAGAUCAAGCUCGAGCUCGCCGCCGACUGAUCCAUCACUCUCUAUGAUUGAGGGCACUUAUUCGUCGAGUCUGGAGGCGCCAUAGGACUUGGUGAUACUGCUCAGUUGGCGAGGGCGGCGGGUCGCUUCGUACGUGCAAGUGGGCAUUGGUGUACGAGGUCUUUUUUCGGUCUUCCCUUCUCUUCCUUCUUAAUGCAUUAUAUGGAGUCCAUCAGUCGCACAACC
Heterobasidion irregulare TC 32-1 is the source of this 1011-nucleotide messenger RNA. RefSeq lists its product as uncharacterized. Gene Ontology annotation, molecular function: 2 iron, 2 sulfur cluster binding; electron transfer activity. Bases 1 to 816 code for a protein of 271 amino acids. Gene Ontology annotation, cellular component: mitochondrial membrane. Lineage: Eukaryota; Fungi; Basidiomycota; Agaricomycetes; Russulales; Bondarzewiaceae. The record is from RefSeq and is a predicted model, not a curated record. The transcript is spliced from 6 exons. Gene Ontology annotation, biological process: tricarboxylic acid cycle; aerobic respiration; respiratory electron transport chain.